Molecule: messenger RNA, 2220 nt
Organism: Coccidioides posadasii C735 delta SOWgp
Lineage: Eukaryota; Fungi; Ascomycota; Eurotiomycetes; Onygenales; Onygenaceae
Gene: PRT1
Product: Translation initiation factor 3 subunit b
Biological process (GO): translational initiation
Cellular component (GO): eukaryotic translation initiation factor 3 complex
Molecular function (GO): RNA binding; translation initiation factor binding; translation initiation factor activity
Source: RefSeq, a predicted model, not a curated record
AUGGCGCCAAGUUUUGAUACUCUCUCGGAGCAAGACCUCCACGAGGAGGAGGUUGAGAUCGACUUUUCAGAUCUGAAAGCGCAGUAUGAGGUCCGACUGGAAGAGGGCCUCGACGCCUUUGUUGUGAUCGACGGACUUCCAAUCGUCCCCGAAGAAAGCAAACCAAAACUCAUCAAGUUCUUGUUGAAAAAAUUAAACACCGUCGGCAGAACGAGAGAAGAUGCCAUCUUCAUGCCCCUCAACGAGAAGGGCAUGUCUGAAGGCUUUGCCUUCGUUGAAUACGACACCCCCGAACAGGCAAUCGCCGCUACGAAACACCUACACGGCACUCCCCUGGAUAAGAAGCAUACGUUGGCAGUCAACAAGCUGACCGACAUCGAUCGCUAUGGACGAGAGGGCCGUGUCGACGAGGAAUAUACCCCGCCAAAGAUCGAGCCGUUCCAGGAGAAGGAGCAUCUGCGAUCCUGGCUCGGAGACCCCAACGCCCGUGACCAAUUCGCCAUGUACAGAGGCGACAAGGUCGGCGUUUUCUGGAACAUGAAGAACAACCCGCCCGAGAACGUCGUCGACCGCGACCACUGGACUCAGCUCUUCGUGCAAUGGUCUCCCCUCGGUACCUACCUCGCCUCCGUGCAUCCCCAGGGCGUACAGCUGUGGGGCGGCCCCCAGUUCGGCAAACAGAAGCAGUUCCCUCAUCCUUUCGUUUCUCUGAUGGAAUUCUCGCCCGGUGAAAAAUACUUGACUACCUGGUCCAGCCGCCCGAUCCAGCUUGACGGACCUCCCGGUGCGCUCUCCUACGAGGAGGAAGGGAAAAACAUUAUAAUCUGGGACAUCACGACCGGAAAGCCACUUCGAUCAUUCGUUUCCCACGAGCUCGCUGCUCCCGCUGGGCCUGACGGUGACGCUGCCCAGGCCAAGAAGAAGGUGCAGUGGCCGGCCUUCAAAUGGUCGGCCGAUGAGAAGUUUGUCGCUCGCAUGCUCCCAGGCCAAUCCAUCUCCAUCUACGAACUACCCCGCAUGAAUCUUCUAGAUAGAACAUCGGUCAAGAUUGAAGGUGUCAUGGACUUCGAAUGGUCCCCAGCGACCGUUCAACGUGAAGGAGUCAAGCAGUCUGAACAGCUACUCUCCUUUUGGACCCCUGAGAUCGGUAGCAAUCCUGCCAAGGUCGGCUUGAUGAGCAUCCCCUCCAAGGAAGUUGUCCGAACACGAAAUCUUUUCAAUGUUUCCGAUGUCAAGUUACAUUGGCAAUCCCAGGGAGCAUACGUCUGCGUCAAGGUCGACAGACAUUCCAAGUCCAAGAAGUCGUUGGCCACCAACCUCGAGAUCUUCCGUGUUCGCGAGAAAGGUGUCCCCGUCGAAGUCGUCGACUCGCUCAAGGAUACCGUCAUUAACUUCGCUUGGGAGCCUAAGGGCAACCGCUUCGUUCUCAUCACCACUGGAGAGGUACCUACUGGCACCGCUGUUCCCCCGAAAACUGCAGUCUCGUUUUUCGCUCCCGAGAAGACAAAGAGUGGUGCUGCUGGUAACUUCAAACUCGUUCGUACCAUCGAAAAGAAGACUAGUAACGGCAUUUACUGGUCACCUAAGGGUAGAUUCGUCGUUGUUGCUACUGUCCACUCUCAACAGCACUUCGAUAUUGAUUUCUGGGAUCUCGACUUUGAAGGCGAGAAGCCGGAAAAUGAGAAGGAUUUGAGUGCAAACCUGCAGCUAAUGAAGACUAACGAGCACUUUGGCGUCACUGAUAUUGAUUGGGACCCAACAGGUCGUUAUGUUGUCUCUAGCGCCAGUGCCUGGACUCACUCGCUCGAAAACGGGUACCAUAUCCACACCUUCUCCGGAACCACACUCGCAGAACAUGCUGUUGAGAAAUUCAAGCAACUAGUCUGGCGCCCACGACCUCCAACACUUCUCUCCAAGGAGGAACAAAAGAAGGUCCGACGAAACCUCCGUGAGUACUCCCGCGAAUUCGACGAAGAAGACAAGUACGCCGUCGACAUCGCGAACACCGCUAUUGUCGAGAUGCGUAAGAGACUGCUUAACGAAUGGACCGCCUGGCUCAAGAAGGAGAAGGAGAUGGUCGAAGAGGAGCGUGAAGUUCUGGGACUGCCCAAGUACGAAGAAGAACCGGCUGCCAAACCUACUCCCGGUGCCGAAGACGAUACUAUUGUGGAAGAAAUUGUGGAAGAGAUCAUCGAGGAAUCGGAGGAGAUUGUUGCAUGA